Molecule: messenger RNA, 6520 nt
Organism: Doryrhamphus excisus (bluestripe pipefish)
Lineage: Eukaryota; Metazoa; Chordata; Actinopteri; Syngnathiformes; Syngnathidae
Gene: anks1aa
Product: ankyrin repeat and sterile alpha motif domain containing 1Aa
Biological process (GO): ephrin receptor signaling pathway
Cellular component (GO): cytosol
Molecular function (GO): ephrin receptor binding
Source: RefSeq, a predicted model, not a curated record
GCUUGUAUCAUAAGACUGCUCUACAUACAGACUUAACGUCCUGUUUGUGCUGGUCUUGAGAAGACGACGACUCCUUCGGUUCGUCUACAGUUUUAUCCGGAGCAAGGACCCUUGCGUCCUCAGGCACAUUAUCUGCAGGCUGAUCGUUUUGGCCGGCAGAACCUCUCUCAGGUGUGACCUCAGUUUUGAUCCGUGCUGGAUCUGCCAUUAUGACUCUUUCCCGAUGGCAGUUUCGGAUUCUACAACACACAUUGCUUUGUUACUAUCAUGAAUAUUAUCUAAUGAAGCGUUGAUUAUUGCUACACACUAAUCUAUGCCGAUUACCGAUACUGCCAACAUUACAGCAAACAAAGAUAAUUGUUAAUACUUAGUUCAUAUUUAGAAGGGUACUUACUUCAGAUGUCAACAACACAGCAGUUAAGCUAACGAUGCAGGGAAGCUAAUGCUAACGGUCGUUUGGUAUGAGGUAACGAUUUCGUGAGAAAGCUAGCACUACACAAUAAAUUACAAAUGUGUCGCUCAUGUGCUAACAAACUGUGUAAAAUAAUUUAACAAACGUUUAACUUUCAGAGUAAGAAUUACAGAAAGAGCAACUAGCUUCGACGCUGUUCAAUCUCAUUUCCGGUUCGUUUUUUGUUCAAACUUUAUUUACAACGAAAAUGAAAACAGCAGUAUUCAUUAAAAAAAAAGCCUUUAUUGAAAUAAAAUGAUUCUAAUAACAUGAUAUUAAUACACGAUUAAAAAGGGAGACGUGAAUACAAUGUUAUAUUUGGAAUACAUCGUACACGUGUUGAAAACAACUUAAAAGUUAAAUCAUAUUUUAUAGUAAAUAAGUAAAACCGACAGAAUUGCAAAUGGAGUACAACUCAAAUCAAACUAAUGUUGUAAGGUAAAAAAUAAUUUACAUCCGAUUUAAAUAUAUAUAUAUUUCUCAACACUACUGCUUGUUACCUCCUAACUAUUCAACGUCACCUGAUGUGCUAUUGUGAAAUGUUUCUGUUCACACCCAUUUGGGGAACAGCUUAUAGCGUAACAUUUACACAAAUUGUAGUUUUGUAGUUUUUUUUAGAAAAAAAAACAAAUAUUUGUAAUACAAUGAUACAGCUACACGAUAGUGUCCACUUGUAAGUAAGAAGUGGAACCAUCUUGCUCGAGCCCAUCGAGAGCAGCACCGGGAGGGAGCAAGAAGCACUUCAUGGUGCGGAAGAGCCCUUCUAGCAGCUCCGGGAGGAAGGAGCAGCUCACGGUGAGCUUUUAGGGGGGUCUUGUGUGUGUCUACGAGGGAUGCAAAAAGAGGGAGCAGUUUCGAGGAAGUGACGGACGCCGCUCAGGGGACUGGCCAAGAGGAAGUUUACUCCAUGGUGGCGGUGCCGUGUGCGCCUCAACGAAACUUUUCCCCUUUUCAGGCGCGCUCUAGCGACGCCGUGGAGCUGGCUGGCGAACGGAUAGAACAGCGUGGGGAAGCGUUUUUUUCUGUUUCCACGCCAUAUUAACAACACUGAGGAAUACCAAGUUGAGAUAGAAAAGGGGGUGCCUAGCAGGAAUUUCACAGUCAACCCCCCCGUCCUUCUUCGUUUUCUUAACGUAUCCGCAAUGGGGAAGGAGCAGGAGCUCCUCGAAGCGGCGCGUACGGGAAACCUGGCGGCGGUGGAGAAGCUUUUAUCCGGGAAACGACAGUCGGCUGGCAUCGGGGGCGGCUCGUACGGAACCGGUGGAAGUGGUAACAGCGGCGGCCACGCUGCCUCAUCGCAUCCGCUCUCGAGUCUGCUCAGUAUCUGGAGGGGUCCCAAUGUGAAUUGUGUGGACAGCACUGGCUACACUCCCCUACACCAUGCUGCCUUAAAUGGACACAGUGAGGUGGUGGAAUUGCUACUCCGAAACGAGGCCUUGACCAACAUAGCCGACAACAAAGGCUGCUACCCUCUGCACCUUGCAGCGUGGAAAGGAGACGAGCGCAUUGUUAGGCUGCUCAUCCAUCAAGGAUCUUCGCACCCCAGACUCAACGAACAGAGCUCUGUAGACCAUAAAGAGUUCAAACGCUGUGGGCCCUUUGACCCCUAUAUUAAUGCCAAGAACAAUGACAAUGAGACGCCACUGCACUGCGCCGCUCAGUAUGGGCAUUCACAAGUGGUGCGACUACUGCUGGAGGAGCUGACGGACCCAACCAUGAGAAAUAACAAAUUUGAGACGCCCCUGGAUCUCGCUGCACUGUAUGGCCGCCUAGAGGUGGUCAAGUUGCUUCUCAGUGCCCACCCCAAUCUGCUCAGCUGCAACACCAAAAAGCACACACCGCUGCAUCUGGCCUCCCGGAAUGGACAUCUGUCUGUCGUGGAGGUGCUGCUAGAUGCUGGCAUGGACAUUAACUACGAGACUGAGAAAGGCAGCGCACUCCACGAAGCAGCCCUGUUUGGGAAGAUGGACGUCGUGCAGAAGCUUCUCAGCGCAGGUAUCGAUGUGAACAUGUUGGAUCAGAAGGGCCUGACAGCGCUGGAUACCGUCAAAGACAUGCCCUCUCAGAAGAGCAGGGACAUAGCAGCGCUCAUCCAAGGUCUCGGAAAACCACCUGACAUUGACCUCCCUCCUCCACCAAUCCCUCCACCUCUGGAGAGUCCGACUCUGCGGAAAAAGGGUGAUCUGGAGAAAAUCAGCCAGCUGAUCUCAGGACUCGCCCCGGAGCCUGAGGAGGAGAGUCCUUAUGAAGCUCUGUUUGAAGCUACCUCUUGCCAUUCAUUUGACAGCCUGACUAGUGGUAAAUCCUCAGAUAGGGACUCCGGAAGACCAGACAGCGAAGCGGGGAAGAAAGAUCGUCUAGUACACUCAUCACAUGCUGCUCCUGGUCUCGAAGAAGAGGUGAGCUCAGAGGCUCUAUUCACCAAUAGCAGUGUUGAUGAGAGAGGAGAGCCUGCCGAGGAAGAGGAAGAUCACACAUAUGAGUUGUUGCUGACUGCUCAAACCAAAGUCCUACCACCAAGCCAAGAAGAUGGAAGUGCAUGUAUCCAGUCUUCCAACAGUGUCCUACCUCAGCGUCAAGUCAACACCCUAAAUGAUUCUGGACCACCAAGCUUGGCAAAAGAUACACUUCACCCUUCCGGACAGGUGGGACAGCGGGCAUCUGGAGAUAACUCCAAGCUCAUCCCAGAUCAGGGUGCAGGUGUCCCGGAACAGUUCACCGGUCUUCUUCACGGAUCUUCCCCCGUCUUUGACUGUCGCGAGGAGCCCUUCAGGGUUCCGGGUGUCCUGCCGCCCUGUCAGAGCCAGCCACAGCUGAGAGCCAAAGCGAAAGAGCAAGCGACUGCCGCGCCACCUACCCGUCCCAGUAUGGCCGCCAUCCUUACAGACUGCGAUCCGAAAGCUAUUUACGCCACUGUGAACAAGGAACCGAGGGACUUGGGGGCAAUGUCUGCCGGUAGGAUCCGCCCUCCCGGCGACCUGAAGCUGGCCCGCAGCCUCUCUAAGUCGGACUCGGAUUUGCUCGUGUCGCCUCCUAACGAGGAAGACGGAGGACUAGGGAAUCGAAGUGAAUCAGUUUCCAACUGUAGCAGCGGGAAGAAAAGGCUGGAGAAAUCGCCGUCGUUCACCUCAGAAUGGGACGAGCAGACAGUGGCGCCAUCUCCCAGCACAAACCCACCGGGCUCUAAUUCCUAUGACAGUAUUGAGAAAAUCAUGACGCUGAUUGGUGCUGGCAUCGACUUUUCCAGAGAUCAGCAAUACGCUACUCCAGGUGCCUCGGUCCGGCUGCUGGAGCAGUCGGUGGGGGACUGGCUGGAGCUGGUGGGGCUGCCGCAGUACGAGAGCAAGCUGCUCCUUAAUGGUUUUGACGAUCUUCAUUUCAUGGGUAGCAAUGUCAUGGAGGACCAGGACUUGAGAGAGAUUGGGAUCACAGACCCAGGCCACAGGAAGAAGAUCCUGCAUGCAGCGCGGUCCUUACCCAAGAUGAAAGCGCUGGGGUGUGACGGCAGCAACUCCCUCUCCUCCUGGCUAGAGAAUCUGGGUCUGAACGAGUACCUGCACAACUUCCUGACCAGUGGUUACCGCUCUUUAGACUGCGUCAAGAACCUUUGGGAACUGGAGAUUGUCAAUGUCCUAAAGAUCACGCUGCUUGGUCACAGGAAGCGCAUCAUUGCAUCAUUAGCCGAGAGGCCUUAUGAGGAACCUCCCAUCAAGCCGCCUCGAUUGUCUCAAAUCAGGAUGAAAGGUCAACAUUAUCAGGAAACUAUUUCACAUUGUCUGCAGUGCCAAGACCUCCCCGCCUCCCAGUCGCCAUCGUCUCUGGGUCAGGCGGAGUCCUACAUGAGCCACUCUAUGGAUCCUCUUCUGCCAGCAGGAGAACCUGUGAGGAAGAAAGUGCCAGAUAGCGACUACGACGUCACCCAGCGUCAUCGCAGCGAGCGGCGUAGAUCACAUGAACGGCAUGAUGAGCGACAUCGGGAACCUCGUCUGACUCUUCGACCCCCUAGUUUGGCUGCACCGUAUGCGCCAGUCCAGAAUUGGCAUCACCAGCCCGAAAAGCUCAUCUUUGAGUCCUGCGCCUAUGAAGCCAGUUACCUGGGUUCCAUGCUCAUAAAGGACUUACGGGGUACUGAAUCCACCCAGGAUGCUUGUGCAAAAAUGCGGAGGUCAACGGAACAGAUGAGAAAAGUCCCAACUAUUGUCCUCUCUAUCACAUACAAGGGUGUGAAGUUCAUUGAUGCAGCCAGCAAGAACAUCAUCGCAGAGCAUGAGAUCCGUAACAUUUCUUGUGCGGCCCAGGACCCAGAGGACUUGUGCACGUUUGCGUACAUCACCAAGGAUUUACAGACGAGCCACCAUUACUGUCACGUGUUCAGCACUGUAGACGUGAACCUAACAUAUGAGAUCAUACUAACACUGGGUCAAGCGUUCGAGGUGGCUUAUCAGCUGGCUCUGCAGGCCCAGAGGACCAAACAACACCAGAAUCACCCAGUCGGUGCUCCGUCAGAUAUCAUGGAGACCAUGUCCAGUCGACCUGUGCCCAAACCACGAGGCAGCGUUCGCAAAUUAGGGGGCGACCAUUUGGAACAGGAAGGAGAUUCCCAGUCCCAGAGCAGCGCCACGUGGCUCGUGGACCCCAAGGAACCCAAGCGUACAAUCAGCACUAACUGAACACAAAAAAGGACAACCCUGUUGCAUGACAGGUGGGAUGAUUUGUGGGGGAGGCAAAAGAGAGCCCCAUCUCGCAUUGGUGGAUCACCACAGUCAGGAAGCGGCUUGUUUUUACUUCCAUGGUUUGUCCGAAAGGUCUCCCAUCUUCUUAAAGCAGGGAGGUGUUUGUUUCUUUGUGCAAAAGCUUUAUCAUCUCAUCCUCGGCAUACUGUAUAUAACUGUGAUAAACAAUCUUGCACGGAGUGAUUCCUUAAUUUAACCAAACUAAAAUUCCAACAAGCAACACUACACAGACUGUUGUCAAGUUGUGCAACAGGCUUUUUGCAUUUAAACGUUUUGUGUGUUUUUAUUGUUCGAUAGGACAGUCGUCCUAAUGCAGGAACUUCAUUGAGUCUUCCUGCUUCUUUUGUUUAAUUAAUCUUGACAAGAUUAUUUAUCAAACCUGCCAUGCGGAAUGGUCCUUCGUUUUAGCUUUUAUUUUUAGUACAAAACCGAAAUAGGGAACAGCUUGUUGACUGUUAAUGGUACAUGCUGGUCAGCUGACCUGUAUAUGGGUACGUAAUCAGGGUGUGUUGAUGUACACCCGCUUGGCUAAUACUGUAUUUGGUACGACCAGUAGGGUUAAAUCUAUGGUACACUGUCUUUAACGCGCUGGUUGUCAGCACCUUCGAGCCUCAGCCUGGUCCGACCUGCCUUUGCACAUCACUAAGGAUCAGGAUAAAUAUUUUGGGAUGAAUCUGAUGAAAAAAAUGAUAUUGUACAUGAAUCUCGCUGUCUUUAUUUUGAUACUUGAAUGAUUUUGGCUUUUAUAGAUCUCUAUACAGUAUAUAUGUAUAUGUAUGUAUGUAAUUUUUGACUUUUGUCAAAAGAGAUUAAUAGGACUAUGUCUUCUAAAGUUCAACAUAUCUGGAUGUCCUGUGAUUUAAAGAGGCUGAGUGGAACACAAGAGGGACCUCAUUUCAAGAAAAAAAAAAGAUUGUACAUAAUCUUGGGCUUCCAUUUUUUUAAUGACUAUUUUUCAUAAAUGUACAACUAAUAAAUUUUGAGAAGUUUGUGAUGUUCUUGUGUUUUUUUUUUUCUUCUCUCCCUCAGAACCGGUGCAGGUAAACUGCAGAGGUUUAGAGAGCUGCCAGUGAAAUGCAAUCAAACCAGUUGGAUUAUUGCUGCCUUUAAUCAGAGCACUAAAUACUCAUGUUAAAGUGUCUGGGCAUUUACUGAAGUUAUGCAUCAUAGUGUGCAGGAAGCAACCAUCAGCACAAUCUCCUAAAAAUAUGUUUAGAUAUAUAUUUCCAUGAAAGCAUAAACUAUAAUUGGACAUAAUUACAUUAUUUUCCAGUCAUUUAGCCAACAAUAUACAUAUCAUUUUUAAUGCAUUGUGUUAUAAAUACCCCCACUCACC